Molecule: messenger RNA, 3696 nt
Organism: Xenopus laevis (African clawed frog)
Lineage: Eukaryota; Metazoa; Chordata; Amphibia; Anura; Pipidae
Gene: rogdi.S
Product: rogdi homolog S homeolog
Exons: 12
Coding region: 104-970 (288 amino acids)
Cellular component (GO): RAVE complex; synaptic vesicle
Source: RefSeq, a predicted model, not a curated record
AGAUACGACAGCGAGCAUCUCUUGCCCAAUAGCGGCGCGGGGCGGAGUCUUUGCCGGCUCUGUAAAUCUGUAUGUUAGGACUCUGCGUUCCACUGAGCGCAGGAUGGCUACGGCGGCCGCAUCGGCGAGUAACACGGAGAGGGGCGUUUUGGAGGAAGAAUUCAAAUGGCUCCUGAAAGAGGAGGUCCAUUCUGUACUGAAACAGUUGCAGGACAUCUUGAAGGAAGCUUCCCGGAGGUUCACGCUUCCCACCGGUGUAGGUGAGGGCCCCGCCAAACAAGAGAGCUUUGCAGUGGGAGCCACAAGCUCGGAUCAAGUAAAGGGCAUAUUGACUCUCCAAGGGGACACCUUGUGUCAGGCUGAGGUGAAUCUGAAAACCCUGCGGACCAAUCAGCUCUUACACUUUGCCUUCCGUGAUGACAAGCAGUGGAAAAUGCAGCAGAUUCAAGAUGCUCGAAACCACGUCAACCAGGCCAUUUACUUACUGACCAACCGCGGAGAGAACUACACGUUCCAGACUGGGGCGGAGGUGUUGAAGCUGAUGGAUGCGGUAAUGCUUCAGCUGACCCGGGCUCGCAAUCGACUGACCACGCCAGCCACUAUGACCCUGCCAGAAGUAGCCACCAGUGGGCUCACGAAAAUGUUCACUCCCUCGCUCCCGUCUGACAUUCUGCUGAAUUUCUAUGUCAACGUGAACAAGCUGUGCCUGUUGGUGUACCAGCUGCAUGCCCUCCAGCCAAACUCCACCAAGAAUUUCCGACCAUCUGGCAGUGCCGUCUUGCAUAAUCCAGGAGCCAUGUUUGAACUGAACAGUCAGCGAUUUGAAGUCAGCCAUGUCCAUAAAGUGGAAUGCCUGGUGCCGUGGCUGAAUGAUGCUCUGGUCUUCUUCACCGUAUCACUGCAGCUCUGCCAGCAACUAAAGGACAAGAUCUCUGUGUUUUCCAGUUACUGGAACUUCAGAUCAUACUAAGGAGAAGCGUUGGUAGACUCCUCCCUUUUCCCUGGUGGCUUUAUAGACUGCUGCCUACACCGUGUUCUACACUAGCCAUUGGCCAGUUGGCUGUCGGGAUUCUGGGAAGAGAACCGUCAGCCAUUGUUUGAUCAUCCGCAGGUCGAUUCCCUGCAGUGAAACACUACAGACACACACUCGCUUCCACACAGACUGUCUGUGACGUUAUGGACCCUGCACCUACAUUUGUACACCGUCACGAUUAUCCUUGGCCUUGUGUUGCACCACUCUUGUAAAUGUUUAAUAUGUGUGUAUAUAUAUUGUAUUUAUUCACUUUGGGCACAUUUCACAGGGAUAAGGUACUAAUGAGACUAAUAAAGGGAGGCAUUGUCCUCAGAUGUUAAAGAGAUGGAGCGGGAUUAACUGAAGCAUCUGGCGCACACACACAACCACACCUUUGGUCAUGUGCAACAGAGUCUAUAUAAGCCUGCUCCAUCUGUUUGUGAGUUAGGGUUAAGGUGCCAUAGAUGUAGAGAUCCGCUCAUUUGGCGAUGUCGCCAAAUGAGUGGAUCUCUCCCUUAUAUGGCCACAUUAAAGUGGAUGAUAGGCUGAUCCGAUCGUGAGCCCUAGGGCCCAACAAUCGGAUCAGAAUGAAUUGGAUACGGGCGGUUGGAUUGCGGGGCUGCAUAGACACACAGAUUUUUAACCUGCCUGAUCGACAUCUGCCCGACUUUGGGCCAGAUGUCGAUCGGGAAAGCCCGUCGAAUGACUCGUUCUGUCUGCAUCUUUUAUCCCCGUCUUUGGGGGCCUUUAGUAUGGUAGUCCAGAUCCAAUCAAGUCAUAGUAGCCUGCACGGCGACUGGAAAGUGCUGAAUCAUCAGAUACAGGUAGAAUUCUAUUGUUUCUGUCUCUAUAUCUGACAAUUCAGUUCUACACAUGGCCAUAGACAUAGCAAUUACGAUCUUUCUUGGAAAACAUGUUCCAAGAAAGAUUGUUUGUUUCAAUACACACGUGUAGAGCUGAAUCGUCAGAUAUACAGAGAAAAAUAAUAGAAUUCUACCUGUACAGGUAUAGGAUCCCUUAUCCGGAAACCCGAUAUCCAGAAAGCUCCGAAUUACGGAAUGGCUCUCAUUUUAUCCAAAUAAUCCAAAUUUUUAAAAAUGAUUUCCUUUUUCUGUGUAAUAAUAAAACAGUAACUUGUACUUGAUCCCAACUAAGAUAUAAUUAAUCCUUAUUGGAAGCAAAACCAGCCUAUUGGGUUUAUUUCAUGUUUAAAUGAAUAUCUAGUAGACUUAAGGCAUGAAGACCCAAAUUACAGAAAGAUCCGUUAUCUGGAAAACCCCAGGUCCCGAUCAUUCUGGAUAACAGGUCCCAUACCUGUAUCUGACAAUUCAGCACUAACAAUGGCCGAUGUGCUUUCAAAGGCGCCCAAUCAAAAUUUUCCUUCCGAUGAGCUGACCGAUAUCCAAGACUUCUGCCGAUAUUGGUCGUCUCGUCUCCCACCAUAGACGCACCGAAUAUCGUAUGAAAACUCGAUGUUGGUGCAUCAAUGGCCACCUUAAAGGGAUUGUUCACCUUCCAAACACUUUUUUCAAUUCAGUUGUUUUUAGACUGUUUCCCAGAAAUAAAAACGUUUUUCAAUUACUUACCAUUAUUUAUUUUUUACUUAUUUUCCAAACUCUAAGGGGCACAUUUACUUAGGGUCGAAUAUCGAGGGUUAAUUAACCCUCAAUAUUCGCCCGUCGAAGUAAAAUCCUUCGACUUCAAAUAUCGAAGUCGAAGGAUUUAGCGCAUUUCCUACGUUCGUACGAUCGAAGAAAAAAUCCUUCGAUCGAAGGAUUUUAAUCAGAAAUUGGUUUGGUAAUAUUUUGGUAACAUUGUACCACGGUAGGUUUUAGGUGGUGAAGUAGGUGGUCGAAGUUUUUUUUAAAGAGACAGUACUUCGACUAUUGAAUUGUCGAAUAGUCGAACGAUUUUUAGUUCGAAUCGUUCGAUUCGAUGGUCGAAGUAGCCAAAAAAAUACUUCGAAAUUCGUAAGUAUUUUUUAUUCUAUUCCUUCACUCGAGCUAAGUAAAUGUGCCCCUUGGUGUAAAGUUGGAUGUUGGUGUCUCUGGUGUUAGAGUCUGGCAACUCAGUAAUUCAGGUGCAGACUCUGAACUGUUACAAUUUACAACAUUUAGUUGAUACAUUAUUCAGCAGUAUCUGGGGAAUAUCAGCAACUAUUCAAUUCAAUUCUAACAGCUGCCUGUAAUAAAAAUCCAGCAGGGACAAAGAUAAGAAAAACCGUUUACAGGGUCGGCGACCCCCCUCUCCUAGAGCUGCUUCAGAAGGUGAAAAAUUACACUUUACUCUUCAAUAUUAUAAAAAUGGUCACAUAGAGAAUAGAAAGUCAUUGGAAAAAGUCGUUAUUUCUGGUGAUCUAUCUGAAAACAACUAGUGGUUUGUUGAACCACCCCUUUAAUAGUGGAUUUUGCAGACGUGGAGUGAGCUUUUCCAUGGAGUUGACUGUCCCAGAAUCCUUUGCAGGCCCAUCUUCUUUUGUCCACGUUGUCUUUUUAUUCUGUAUAUAGGACCAAAGCCUUUAAUGAGUUGGUUAUCUGUGAUGUGCUGGAUAAAAGGGAAUGUAUUUCAUUGGACAUUCGUUUGUUUUGUUACAGGAAUCCUGUAUAUUUAUGGAUUUAUUGCUUCUUCCAUUCCUUGUUUUUGUACUGUCACAUGUGCAUGAAUAAAGUUGUUUGUGAAUUAUG